AUGCCUGACAUCACAUCGCUCCCGAUAGGGGAGGUGGCAGAUGAGGCUAUUCCCAGCCACCCGUUGGGUGUCAAGCCUAGCGGAAAUGCACUUCUAGCUACACAGAACUUGCGUGGCGCUAUUGGUUCUUUCCGGUCCAUACCCGAUGAACUAAUCUUGCUGCUGCUGGAAUCCUUAGAUGGACCCAGCUUACUGCGCAUUGGCCGGACAUGUAAAGCCUUGUAUGCAUUUACACGUGCCGAAGAGUUGUGGAAGGCCCUGUUUAUUGAGUCACACCCAGCGGCAUUCACAUGGCGAGGCACAUGGCGCUCAACAUAUCUCAAUUUACCAGCAUCCAAAGUACCUGUGGUAGACUGCUCGCAUCUAUACUCCGAUGCUCUAUACCGUCCCUUUAAUUGUGCACACAUUAAGUUGGAUCCAUAUGUCACCAAGAUUCCAGCACGAAACCAAAUCCCACGACUCUCAGACCUCUCGCCCGAGAAAUUCCAUGAGAAAUGGGCAGACCGGCCAUUCCUCCUGACCGAACCCAUCAAAAAUUGGCCAGUAUAUAAGGAUUGGUCGGUCGGCACUCUGCUAUCUCGGUAUGGUCAGCGCACAUUCCGCGCUGAAGCAGUUGACUGGCCUUUGCGUACCUAUGGGGACUACAUGGCCGACAACGCGGACGAGAGCCCGUUGUACCUCUUCGAUCGAUCCUUUGUUUCUACCAUGGGCCUCUCUGUCGGUCAACCAGACACAACCCCCGAUGCAGCAUACUGGCCACCGGCUUGCUUUGCUGAAGACUUCUUCUCCGUGCUAGGCAAUGACCGGCCCGAUCAUCAGUGGCUGAUCGUUGGACCCGAGCGUUCCGGCAGCAAGUUUCACAAAGAUCCCAACGCCACCAGCGCGUGGAAUGCAGUACUACGUGGGCCCAAGUACUGGAUCAUGUUUCCCUCGGGUGAUAAGAACCCACCACCGCCAGGAGUGUUUGUGUCUGAAGAUUUCAGCGAAGUCACUUCUCCCCUCAGCAUUGCCGAAUGGCUGCUCGAGUUCCAUGCUGAGGCACGACGCACCCCUGGAUGCAUGGAGGGGAUCUGCGGAGAGGGAGAGAUUCUUCAUGUGCCGUCGGGCUGGUGGCAUCUGGUGAUCAAUUUGGAACCGUCGAUUGCCAUAACUCAGAACUUUGUUCCUCGAGCUCAUCUCGGUGCGGCGCUGGACUUCCUGUCCAACAAGGCUGAUCAGGUGUCCGGGUUCAGAAAAAAUGUCGAAAAUCCUUAUCAGAGGUUUCUGACUGGAAUGGAGGCUGCAUACCCAAGCAUCCUGAAGAAAGCUCAGGAGGAACUCCAAAGGAAGGCAGAAGGGAAGAAGCGCAAAUGGGAUGAUAUCGUCCGUGGAAAGGCGGAGGGCUCCGAAGACCCGAAUGGCGGUGGCUUUAGCUUUGGAUUUGGAGACGACAGCGAUGUUGAAGUGCCAUGA
Penicillium maclennaniae is the source of this 1452-nucleotide messenger RNA. RefSeq names its product putative F-box and JmjC domain protein. The transcript is spliced from 3 exons. Gene Ontology annotation, molecular function: cis-regulatory region sequence-specific DNA binding; protein binding. The record is from RefSeq and is a predicted model, not a curated record. Bases 1 to 1452 code for a protein of 483 amino acids. Gene Ontology annotation, cellular component: nucleus. NCBI's taxonomy places the organism in Eukaryota, Fungi, Ascomycota, Eurotiomycetes, Eurotiales, Aspergillaceae.